Penicillium arizonense is the source of this 396-nucleotide messenger RNA. RefSeq lists its product as uncharacterized. The transcript is spliced from 2 exons. The record is from RefSeq and is a predicted model, not a curated record. The coding region runs from base 1 to 396 and encodes 131 amino acids. Lineage: Eukaryota; Fungi; Ascomycota; Eurotiomycetes; Eurotiales; Aspergillaceae.
AUGGGCUCGUCACACAAAGACAGGGACCUUGCCAAUCACUACGAAGGCACUGGACAUGAUCAGGGUAUAAAGCGCUCAUCGGACCUUGAAUCUCUGACAUCGGUCUGCCAGUCUACACCGAAACAGCCUACAUUUCUCCAUUUUGCCACCAUGGGUCUCGUAAAGCUCCUUCUCAAAGCGAUCAUCAUCCCGAUUGUUCUCCUCAUCGUCGUCACCGUCGUUAUUGUCAUUUACAUUAAGAUGCGCCGCGAAAAGAAGCAGAAACAACAAGAGAUUGCAGCCGGGUUCCAGCCACCUCCUAUACAGCAAUGGGUUCCUUACACUCCGGUCCAACAGCCUGCCCCGGUUUAUGUCAAAACUCCGGGGAUGACGGAACACGGUAUUGUACAGCCUUGA